GUGCUCUUUUAAGAAAGAGCUCCCGUCACCUUUUUUUUUUUUUUUUUGUUGAUCAACAAUACCACUGUUGCCCAAGAAGCUCUACACCAUCUCACUUUCUCACCACCUCUGCUUUCCUUCUUUGCUCCCGCUACUGACUUCCAAAGAAUUUACACGUUUCUCCUCGGCGUGUGAUCAAGAGCUUACUAUUUGAGUAAUUCUUUCCCCUGUCUGCACAAUGGAGGUCCAAUCCACUGCACCUCCCCAGCUUCUCGACCACUACAUCGGCAUCGAUGUUGGUACUGGUUCAGCCAGAGCAUGCAUCAUUGACGAGACUGGCGACAUCAAGGGCCUUGCCAGCGAGCCCAUUAAGCUGUGGCAGCCAGAGACCGGAUACUAUGAACAAUCCACAUCAGACAUCUGGGCAUGCAUCUGCCACUGCGUGAAGCAAGUCCUCGCCGAGUCCAAGGUCGAUCCUGAUAUUAUCAAGGGCAUUGGAUUCGACGCAACCUGCUCUCUCGCCGUCUUCAGCCACGAUACGGACGAGCCCGUCGCCGUCACUGGCCCCGACUUUGACAAUGCCGAUGGUAACGACCGCAAUGUCAUUCUCUGGCUGGACCACCGCCCCGUCGAGGAGACAGAGAAGAUCAACGCCACGAAGCACAACCUGCUCAAGUACGUUGGCGGCACCAUGAGCAUCGAGAUGGAAAUCCCCAAGGUUUUGUGGCUCAAGAACAACAUGCCCAAGGAGCUCUUCGAUCGCUGCAAGUUCUACGAUCUCGCUGAUGCGCUCACCCACAUGGCCACUGGCAACGAGACGCGAAGCUUCUGCAGUACCGUCUGCAAGCAAGGCUACGUCCCUGUCGGUGUUGACGGCAGCGUCAAGGGCUGGCAGGAGGACUUCCUGACUACGAUUGGGCUUGAGGACCUUGUUCAGGACGACUUUAAGCGUAUGGGUGGUGUCAACGGGGUGAACGGAAAAUACCAGAGCGCCGGCGAGCUCGUGGGCGGUCUCUGCAAGAAAGCCGCAGCAGAGCUCGGCCUCCCCGAGGGUAUCGCAGUCGGCGGUGGUGUUAUUGAUGCCUACGCCGGCUGGAUUGGUACUGUCGGCGCCAAGGUCGAGCUUCCGCCAGGCCAUCUUGAGGCGGACCAACCCAAGAACGAUCUCUCCCAAGCCUUCCACAGACUCGCGGCGGUUGCCGGUACAUCUACCUGCCACUUGGCCAUGUCCAGAGACGCAGUGUUCGUGCCUGGUGUUUGGGGUCCGUACCGAGACGUCUUGCUCCCUGAGUUCUGGAUGGCCGAGGGCGGACAGUCUGCCACCGGCGAGCUCCUUCGACACAUUCUCGAAAUCCACCCUGCCUUCGUCGAGACGAACGCCCUCGCCACGGCCGAGUCAAAGAACAUCUACGAGUUCCUAAACUCCCACUUGGAAUACAUGCGUGAGAAGAGCGGUGCCCCGUCAAUCUCGUAUCUGGGUCGCCACUUCUUCCUGUACGGUGACCUGUGGGGUAACAGAUCACCCGUCGCAGACCCAAACAUGAAGGGUGCCGUGGUUGGCUUGAGCAGCGACAAGACCACGGACAACCUGGCGUUGUGGUACUACGGCACGAUGGAGUUCAUCGCCAUGCAGACUCGACAGAUUGUUGAGGCGAUGAACACGUCCGGACACGAGCUUAACACGAUCUUUAUGUCCGGCAGUCAGUGCCAGAACCCACUGCUGAUGGACCUGAUGGCCACCAUCUGCGACAUGCCUGUGUUGGUACCCAAGUACACCAACGCGGCCGUUGUCCACGGUGCUGCCAUGCUUGGCGCCAAAGCGGCGACCGCGACCGAGGAUGGCACAACGGAGAAUCUGUGGUCCAUCAUGGAUCGCAUGAGCAAGCCUGGCCGCCUCGUCAAGCCCGGCACCCUCAAGGGCGAGAAGUUCUUGUUCGAUGCCAAGUACAAGGUGUUCUUGGAGCAGUGCAAGACCCAGCAGGAGUACAGAAAGCAGGUUGAUGCUGCCGUCGACCAGUGGCUCAACAACUAAGCAUCUCGGGGGUGGACUUUGUGGCGUGAGACGAUUAGACGACCUAGGGAAUUGGGUCAAGGGGCAUUAACGGCCUACAGUAACGGGACUUGAUUUUUCACUGGAUGGGCUGUAUUAGGAGUUGAAGGGAUAAUGAUAAUGGUCAUUCUUUCAUGAGUUAAAAAAAAUUUUACAUUGUCUAUACGACGAACCCGUAUUCUGCAU
This is a messenger RNA of Colletotrichum phormii, 2215 nucleotides long. Its product is annotated as FGGY-family pentulose kinase. The record is from RefSeq and is a predicted model, not a curated record. Bases 218 to 2011 code for a protein of 597 amino acids. Gene Ontology annotation, cellular component: cytoplasm. Gene Ontology annotation, molecular function: D-ribulokinase activity. NCBI's taxonomy places the organism in Eukaryota, Fungi, Ascomycota, Sordariomycetes, Glomerellales, Glomerellaceae. Gene Ontology annotation, biological process: pentose metabolic process; carbohydrate phosphorylation. The transcript has 5 exons.